CUCAUGUGGUCAGUGAGUGCAGAGACAGAUCUGUGUGAAGGCAGCUGCUGCUGAUACCGCAAGAGACAGGAGAGAGGGAACGAGAGAGAGAUUUGAAUAGCGCUACUGUGCUUCAUAAUUCCACAGACCCAGGACUUUAAGGAUGUAUUUUGUGAUCUCAGCUAUGAAAGCUCAAAUUGAAAUUAUUCCUUGCAAGAUAUGUGGAGAUAAGUCGUCAGGUAUCCACUACGGCGUGAUCACCUGCGAAGGCUGCAAGGGUUUCUUCAGGAGGAGCCAGCAGAGUAAUGCAGGGUACUCCUGCCCUCGUCAGAAGAACUGUUUGAUUGACAGGACCAGCAGAAACCGCUGCCAACACUGUAGACUGCAGAAAUGCCUGACCGUAGGCAUGUCACGGGACGCGGUGAAGUUUGGCCGUAUGUCCAAGAAGCAGAGAGACAGCCUGUAUGCUGAGGUCCAGAAACACCGUCUCCAGCAGGCCCAGCAGCUGCAGAGAGACCUCCACCCUCAUCACAACCCCCAGAACCCGGGGGAGGUCGAGCCUCUCUCUCCCCACUACGGCCUCACCGACCUCCACGAAGACCUGGGAGGGUACAUGGAGGAACACAGCCCCGAGGGGGGUAACGGCCCAGCCUCCAAGGGGGGCUCUGACUCAGGAGGAGCGGGGGGGUUCUACCUGGACAUUCAGCCGUCUCCUGAUCAGUCUGGUCUGGAUAUUAACGGUAUAAAACCAGAGCCUCUGUGUGAUUAUGGUUCCAGCCAGGGUUUCUUCCCCUACUGUUCCUUCACCAACGGAGAGACGUCUCCCACAGUAUCUAUGGCUGAGCUAGAACACCUGGGCCAGAACAUCUCCAAGUCCCACCAGGAGACGUGUCAGUACCUGAGGGAGGAGCUGCAGAGCAUGAGCUGGCAGGCCUUCCUCCAGGAGGAGAUAGAGACCUACCAGACGAAGCCAGAGGAGGUGAUGUGGCAGCUGUGUGCCAUCAAGAUAACGGAAGCCAUCCAGUACGUGGUGGAGUUCGCCAAACGCAUUGACGGCUUCAUGGAGCUCUGUCAGAACGACCAGAUAGUGCUGCUCAAAGCAGGGUCUCUUGAAGUGGUGUUCAUCAGAAUGUGUCGUGCCUUUGACUCUCAGAACAGCACCGUCUACUUUGAUGGGAAAUACGCCGGGACCGACGUCUUCAAAGCGUUAGGUUGUGACGAUCUGAUUCGCCUGGUCUUUGAGUUUGGGAAGAGUAUGUCUGUCAUCCAUCUCUCUGAGGAGGAGAUCGCUCUGUUCUCAGCGUACGUCCUGAUGUCUGCAGAUCGGACUUGGCUUCAGGAGAAGGUGAAGGUGGAGAAGCUUCAACAGAAGAUCCAGCUGGCUUUACAACAUGUCCUUCAGAAGAACGGCAGAGAGGACGUGGUUCUCACCAAGUUGAUAUGCAAAGUGUCGACCCUGCGGGCGUUAGUCAGCCGGCAUACAGAGAAGCUGACGGCCUUCAGAGCAACCUACCCAGACAUUGUCCAAGCCCACUUCCCUCCACUAUACAAGGAGCUGUUUGGCUCAGACUUUGAACAGGGUUCCAUGUCCAUAGACGGCUAGCCAAGGACCCGUCGGUAUACUACCGUACUGUAUCUGCCCUGUACUGUAGUUUACUUCAUGGAGCCAGUGUUGAUCUUUGAGAGACAGAGAGACACGUGGAAUGAGAGACACUCAGAGAGUGCCUUGGUCCUGGUCCUAACCUGCUUUUACCUGGACAGACAGAUGACGUUUCUCUGUUCAUGUCCGUCUGUCUUCUCCUCUGUGUCCUCCUGGAUGAUGAGUUGGGAUGUUUCUGGGGGGAAAAAAACAUUCAAGCACUUAGAAAACCAACAGCCUUUCCUCUCACAACAACAAACCUAUUGGGACAGGGUGAGCGGAUUUAGUCACAACACUUACCUAUAGACAACGGUGUGAUGGACAGCAGAUACAGCCACAACACUUACCUAUAGACAACGGUGUGAUGGACAGCAGAUACAGCCACAACACUUACCUAUAGACAACGGUGUGAUGGACAGCAGAUACAGCCACAACACUUACCUAUAGACAACGGUGUGAUGGACAGCAGAUACAGCCACAACACUUACCUAUAGACAACGGUGUGAUGGACAGCAGAUACAGUCACAACACUUACCUAUAGACAACGGUGUGAUGGACAGCAGAUACAGCCACAACACUUACCUAUAGACAACGGUGUGAUGGACAGCAGAUACAGCCACAACACUUACCUAUAGACAACGGUGUGAUGGACAGCAGAUACAGCCACAACACUUACCUAUAGACAACGGUGUGAUGGACAGCAGAUACAGCCACAACACUUACCUAUAGACAACGGUGUGAUGGACAGCAGAUACAGCCACAACACUUACCUAUAGACAACGGUGUGAUGGACAGCAGAUACAGCCACAACACUUACCUAUAGACAACGGUGUGAUGGACAGCGGAUUCAGUCACAACACUUACCUAUAGACAACGGUGUGAUGGACAGCAGAUACAGCCACAACACUUACCUAUGGACAACGGUGUGAUGGACAGCGGAUUCAGCCACAACACUUACCUAUGGACAACGGUGUGAUGGACAGCGGAUUCAGCCACAACACUUACCUAUGGACAACAGUGUGAUGGACAGCACAUACAGCCACAACACUUACCUAUGGACAACGGUGUGAUGGACAGCGGAUUCAGCCACAACACUUACCUAUGGACAACAGUGUGAUGGGGAGCGGAUUCAGCCACAACACUUACCUAUGGACAACGGUGUGAUGGACAGCGGAUUCAGCCACAACACUUACCUAUAGACAACGGUGUGAUGGACAGCAGAUACAGCCACAACACUUACCUAUAGACAACGAUGUGAUGGACAGCAGAUACAGCCACAACACUUACCUAUGGACAACAGUGUGAUGGGGAGCGGAUUCAGCCACAACACUUACCUAUAGACAACGGUGUGAUGGACAGCGGAUUCAGCCACAACACUUACCUAUAGACAACGGUGUGAUGGGGAGCGGAUUCAGCCACAACACUUACCUAUAGACAACGGUGUGAUGGGGAGCGGAUUCAGCCACAACACUUACCUAUAGACAACGGUGUGAUGGACAGCAGAUUCAGCCACAACACUUACCUAUAGACAACGGUGUGAUGGACAGCAUAUUCAGCCACAACACUUACCUAUAGACAACGGUGUGAUGGGGAAGUGGUGUGGAGUUCUACACCCUUUCAGUAAACAUCACCUUCAAAGCCAUCUGCUAUUAAACCUUCACAACAGGAAGAAGAGUGGAAGUCACCACCACGACAAUAACAGGGUUAUGUCCCAAAGUGCACCCUACUCCCAUACGCAGUGCACUACGUGUAAUAAGAGGAUCUGGUUAAAAGUAGUGCCCUCAUUUAGGGAAUAGGGUGCCGUUUGGGAUGCAGAUCAAGGUGUCUAUUCCACCUCUUUCCAAUGUCCUACAGGGUAUUACUAUGCUGAUAAUAAGUACAUACUAUAUUGAGAAAUGAAUCAAUGUUUUACAAUCUAUUUGUGUUAUAGCUUGUAUCUCUCCCAUGUGUUCCAAUUGACGAGCCACUUUAACUGACGCCUGUCUCUGAGUUAAUGAAUGAAUAGUGUAUUGUCCACACCUGUCUCUAAGUUAAUGAAUGAAUUGUGUGUUGUCCACACCUGUCUCUGAGUUAAUUAAUGAAUUGUGUGAUGUCCACACCUGUCUCUGAGUUAAUGAAUGAAUUGUGUGAUGUCCACGCCUGUCUCUGAGUUAAUGAAUGAAUUGUGUAUUGUCCACACCUGUCUCUGAGUUAAUGAAUGAAUCGUGUGAUGUCCACACCUGUCUCUGAGUUAAUGAAUGAAUUGUGUGUUGUCCACACCUGUCUCUGAGGUAAGGAAUGAAUCGUGUGAUGUCCACACCUGUCUCUGAGUUAAUUAAUGAAUUGUGUGAUGUCCACACCUGUCUCUGAGUUAAUGAAUGAAUUGUGUGUUGUCCACACCUGUCUCUGAGUUAAUGAAUGAAUCGUGUGAUGUCCACACCUGUCUCUGAGUUAAUGCAAUACUGUGAUCCAUUAAAGAAUCAAUAGUCCAUUUC
Messenger RNA from Salmo salar (Atlantic salmon), 4092 nucleotides. Its product is annotated as nuclear receptor ROR-alpha A. The record is from RefSeq and is a predicted model, not a curated record. Gene Ontology annotation, cellular component: nucleus. NCBI's taxonomy places the organism in Eukaryota, Metazoa, Chordata, Actinopteri, Salmoniformes, Salmonidae. Gene Ontology annotation, molecular function: zinc ion binding; nuclear receptor activity; RNA polymerase II cis-regulatory region sequence-specific DNA binding. Gene Ontology annotation, biological process: regulation of transcription by RNA polymerase II.